CAUAAUUUCUUAUAGCACAACACUGUUCUGUCAAAGUUGGGAUCUGUUCCUGUGGUGAAGGGAGCACUGUUCCAAGCUUCAGGUUCUUUGUGUAGCUGCUUUCAGAGCUAACUCUAUAAGCUUUCAGUUCUUCCUAGGUGGUAUGAUGUAUGGACAAUUGUGUUUAAUAUUCUUCCAGCCUGUGCUCUGUUCUUUGAACAAUCACAAACACUGUUUUCUUCCUUGGAACUGUGACCAGUGUCCCCUGUUCCCCUGUGGCAAGCACUGGUGUGUGUUAGUGCACUUCCUCACUCUGAGACUAUGACCCAGGACUGUGACCUGGAUCUGCAUAUGGGCAAUUUGACAAAAGUCUUAACCCAGAGCCAGCAAAGGGACCCCUGUAAUUUCCUUCUGAGGAGUUGUAUGAUACCUCCCCCCAUCUUACCUUUUGUGACCAAGAGCUCUGGAAGCCAUUGCUGCUGAUUUAGCUGCCCCCAAGGCCCAUUGUUGAGGUGAGCCCUACCUUAGUGACCUGCUUUGAGUCCACCUCAGUGCAACACAUAUAAGUUGUUUUGGGCAAAAAAGUAUUUCCCCUCAUCUUUUUGUGGGUUAUGCUAUUGCUUUCUGCUGCCUCUUCCAUCUCACUAGGGAAGAAGUAGCCACUUGGAAAAAAAAUAAUGAGAGUUUUGGCUUGGUUAACUUCUUAGUCUCCAUGCUUUUGGCAAGAGGUCCCAAUAACUAUUUCCAUCCACUCCAGGAAUUCUGAAUAUAGGGGCAUGGAAUAUCCAUCUGCCUUAGCCUCCCUUGUCUCUUCUUCCUCCCCAAUCUGUCUGACAUCCAAUUCCCUCUAGAAUCCUGUCCCUACUGAGAAGUAGAAAAGCUCCACUGUAGUGGAUUGGUACUUAAGGGGAUGCCCAAAUUCUCAGUUAUUCUCUUUUCCUUCCCAACAGCAUGUCGAGGGAACUUAGAUGAACUGGAUAUUACCAGCAAUCUGGAAAACCAGAAGACACUGCAGAAGCUGUAUGAGCAGUGUGAAGUGGUGAUGGGAAACUUGGAAAUUGUGCUUACUCAACAUAGCUCUGACCUCUCCUUCCUGCAGCGGAUCCAGGAGGUAACAGGAUAUGUUCUCAUUGCAAUGAAUGAGUUCUCUACUCUACCACUCCCCAACCUUCGUGUGGUACGGGGGACCCAAGUCUACGAUGGGAAGUUUGCCAUCUUUGUCAUGCUCAACUACAACACAAACUCCAGCCAUGCCCUACGCCAGCUCCGCCUCAAUCAGCUCACAGAGAUCCUGGCUGGGGGUGUUUACAUUGAAAGGAAUGAUAAACUUUGUCACAUGGACACAAUUGACUGGAGAGACAUCGUGAGGGACCCACAGGCUGAGAUUGUGGUCAAGGAUAAUGGCAAAAACUGUCCCCCUUGUCACGAGUCCUGUGGGGGGAAAUGCUGGGGUCCUGGACCAGAAGACUGCCAGACAUUGACAAAGACAAUCUGUGCCCCACAAUGCAAUGGCCACUGCUUUGGACCCAACCCCAACCAGUGCUGCCAUGAUGAGUGUGCAGGUGGAUGUGGAGGUCCCCGGGAGACAGACUGCUUUGCAUGCCGACACUUCAAUAACAGUGGAGCCUGUGUGUCUCUGUGCCCACAGCCCCUCGUCUACAACAAGCUCACCUUCCAACUGGAGCCCAAUCCUCACACUAAAUACCAGUAUGGAGGGGUCUGUGUGGCCAGCUGCCCCCAUAACUUUGUGAUAGAUCACACCUCCUGUGUCAGGGCCUGUCCUGGGGACAAGAUGGAGGUAGAAAAGAAUGGACUGAAGAUGUGUGAGCCCUGUGGAGGGCUGUGUCCAAAAGCCUGUGAGGGGACAGGCUCAGGGAGCCGAUUUCAGACUGUAGAUUCCAGUAACAUUGAUGGGUUUGUGAACUGUACCAAGAUCUUGGGCAACCUGGACUUCCUUAUCACUGGACUCAAUGGAGACCCCUGGCACAACAUACCAGCCCUGGAUCCUGAGAAGCUCAAUGUUUUUCAGACAGUUCGGGAGAUCACAGGUUACCUGAACAUCCAGUCAUGGCCUCCCCACAUGCACAAUUUCAGUGUCUUCUCCAACCUAACCACCAUUGGAGGCCGGAGUCUCUACAAUCGGGGCUUCUCACUGCUGAUCAUGAAAAACGUGAAUGUGACAUCCUUGGGCCUGAGGUCCCUGAAAGAAGUCAGUGCUGGGCGUGUCUAUAUCAGUGCCAACCGGCAGCUCUGCUACCACCACUCUCUGAACUGGACCAGGCUGCUUCGGGGACCAAAGGAAGGGAGGCUGGACAUCAAGCACAACCGGUCCAAAAAGGACUGUGUGGCAGAGGGCCGAGUGUGUGACCCGCUAUGCUCCUCUGGGGGUUGCUGGGGCCCUGGGCCUGGCCAGUGCUUGUCCUGUCGCAACUACAGCCGAGGGGGAGUCUGUGUGACCCAAUGCAACUUCCUGAAUGGAGAACCUCGAGAGUUUGCUCACGAGGAUGAGUGCUUCUCCUGCCAUCCUGAGUGCCAGCCUGUGGAGGGCAAUGUCACCUGCUAUGGCUCGGGCUCAGAUGCUUGUGCUCAGUGUGUCCACUUCAGGGAUGGGCCACACUGUGUGAAUACCUGCCCCCAUGGCCUCCUGGGUGCCAAAGGACCCAUCUACAAGUACUCUGAUGCUCAUGGAGAGUGUCUACCUUGCCAUGAGAACUGCACUCAAGGGUGUAAGGGACCAGAGCCCCAUGAUUGUUUGGGAGGACUAUAAUCCAUCAGCAGGUAGGAUGUGGUGGGGGUAAAUGUUUUAUACCUCAAGUCUUCUUAGUGUUUUCCAUCAAAACCCUUGGUAUAUACCCUGACCCUACUUUACUUUGAGGACCAAGAUUCUUUUUUAUUUAUAUUUUGUCCUUUCUAACUUCCUCUUGCCUCCUUUUCUUUUACUGUUAACUUUCUACUAAUCUCUUGUCUUUUCCUCAGCAAUGCUUGAAAGCCCUCUAUUUCAGAAGAGUAGAAUAUUUUCCAUUGUAAGCCUUUGCCUGUUGCCUUCUGUAAGACUGUAUUCCAAGAUUUUCUCUCCCUUAUCCUAGUUACUGCCAGAUCUUGUGUGGUUCCUUAGUACUUGCACUCUAACAUUGUAUGUUUGUUUUAUUUUUUUCUUUGACCCAGAAGUUCUAACUUUUGGCUAUGCUUCUGGGAAUUUUGAUUUUAAGAUUUCUUUCUGAAGGUGAGCAGCAGACUCUUCCUAUUUUUACUUUGCCCUCUGGUUCUAAUAAAUUUGAUUAAUAUUCAUUCACAACUUCUUGAAAUAUGGCAUUCAGGGGGUUUUUUAGUCAUAUUUUUCAGUGAAUCCUUUCAGUAUUCUUUUUUUUUAACUCUUAUGUUCUGUCUUAGAAUCAAUACUGCAGUGGUUCUCAACCUUUCUAAUGCUGUGACCCCACACUACAGUUCCUCGUGUUGCAGUGACCCCAAACCAAAAAAUUAUUUUGGUGGCUACUUCAAAACUGUAAUUUUGCUACAGUUAUGAUUCGGAAUGCAAAUACCUGAUAUGCAUUAUGUAUUCUCGUUGCUACAAAUCGAGAGGUUGAGAACCGCUGCAAUACUGUAUAUUAGUUCUAAUAAGGGCUAGGCAAUGGGGGUUAAGUGUCUUGCACAGAGUCACAUAGCUAGGAAGUGUCUAAGGUUGGAUUUGAACCCAGGACCUCCCAUCUCUGGGCCUGGCUCUCAAUCCACUGAGCCACCCAGCUGCCCCCCUCUUUUCAGUAUUCUUAAACUGUUUCUCCUCAACAUUUUUCCCAGGUCAGUUGUUUUUAAUGGCACACACAUUUUCCAUUUUUCAAUCUUUUGAUCAGUUUGAACACUGGCCUGUUGCUAGGUCCCAUCUAACACAAGUGACUCCAUAUUUGAUCACUAAUUGACUCAACUUUAAACCAAAUUCCUAGACACCCAGUAGUGGUUUGUCAGCUUCUCUUAGGCAAGGAAUGCAAAGCCCUCCAGAUUAUUAUCAGUUUAGUACACUUUAUCUAAUCCAAAUAUGCAAGGUUGAUCAGUUUGCCCUUGUAAUCUGAUCAAUAAGGGGGGAGGUAGAAUAAAGUCCAGACCACCCACUGAUUGACUCCCUCAGGUGCAAUUCCUGUGAAUCUGUCCAUCACCAACAAUCAGCUGCUGCCAUGUUCUGCUUCCCCAUGGGACUGAAGGGAUGAGUAGCUAGCCCAAUGCUUGCUUGCCCAUCAGUAGUAAAAGGCCUGACUUGUGUUCCUUCUCAGUGCCUUCCCUAUGAUCUCCUCAAAAGUGGGUAGCAGGAGCAGGGAACUGUGAGAUCAUCCUCCUCUUGAUUUGGAAAGAUUGCCAAUGGAAAACAGGGGGCAGAGCUCUUGGGGGAGUGCUGGGGAGAUCUCCUCAGUCUUGGGAGUUAGUUCCCCAGAGGACACAAGAGCUCUGUCCCUGGGUCAGUGCAAAAUCAAAACAAAUUCAAAGGAAAGGAAAUGUUCCUUCUCAUGGCCCCCAACAGCAAGAAAUAUUUGUCCUCACCCUUGUCAACGUGAAAUCUAGAGGGGAGUGACAAGGUCAAAACCUGGGGUUUCUGCCUCCCAACUAAAUAAACUGGGGAUCACCAAACCCCUCCAAACUACAAGUCUGGGAACCUCUAGAUUCCACGUUGACACUCUAAUACUGACAGAGACUCAUUUGGAAGUGGGAGCUACAAGAAGGCAACUGGGGUGUUCUAGUCAAAGAGUUAAAUAGCGUAAGGCAGAGGUCUGUGAAAAGAAGAUGGCGAACAGAUGGAUGGAUGGAUGGAUGGAUGGAUAGAUGGAUGGAUGGGGCCUCUGAGCACUUGGGCACAGGGUGGGGUGCAGCACCGUUCCUUAAUAACAUGGGAGUUCCUGGCUUGGCAGAGGACUGUCAUCAGAUCUCUCAUCCUUUCAAACAAGUGAGGGAAGCAAUCACUCCCUCGGAGGACUUUUGCCAGAAGUUGCCAAAAGGGAAUGCCUUCCUGGGACUUGACUCACUUUAAAGACUUGACCUUAGAUAUGAGGCUAGAGGCCAGCUCUAGGGUCUCCUCCCCUGUUAAAAUCCAAUGGCCUGGAUGAAGGAGUCUCUUUGUGAUGAGAUUGCUUGCAAAUACAUUCUUUUCAAUGCCUCUCAGACUACUGGACCAGGACCUCCAAUUGGCUUUUCCUUGGCAUGGAAGGCAAUACACCUUCUCUGUCCAAUCUCAGGGGUUUUGGAACAACCCCGCAAUUUGUCCCCAUUGGGAAAGGUGGCCAGUAUCCAAGGCCCCCCUGAUCCCAUGGCAUUACAGCCCUCCGUUCCAUAGAUCACAUUGUGUUGGCCACUCAAAUGGAAAAAGAAAAGCAGUGUGCAAAGAUUACAGGGUCACUAAUCCUGAAAGAAUGCUGGACCUGGAGUUAGAAAGGUCUGAGUUCAAAUCUGGCCUCAGACACUAGUCACAUUACUGUGUGACCCUGAACAAGUCACUUAACCUUGUUUGCCUCAGUUUCAUCAUUUGUAAAAUGAGCCGGAGAAGGAAAUGGCAAACCAUUCCAGUAUCUUUGCCAAGAAAAUACCAAAUAGGGUCAUGAAGUGUUGGACCCAACUGAAAAGACUGAAGGUCAAUGAAACCUAAGCCACUGACCUGUCAGACCUCCCCCACCUAAGGAUAAGUGGGGUGUAUGUGCUUUUGGUGAUUAAAUCUAAAAAUGGGCAGGGGAGAGUUAAUCCCAUCUUCCCAGUACCUGAGAGAGGAAUUCACCUAACCCAAGCAUGUGCCCAGUUAGUGCUAGAGCAAUACCCAGCAUGUCAACAGAAGAAAUGUGUUUUUGUGCCCAUGGAAGGGAGCGUCCCUGGGGCACUUGGCCAACGCAAUCUUGCAGUUACACCUCAUUGACCUUCUGUCUCCACAGCAGCCACUACAAUAUAUUCUUACAGCAAUUGGCACUCAGGCUGGAUAUGGAAUAGCUGUAGUAAUGGCAUAUCCCCCUGCCAAGGCCCCUGCUCAAGCCCUUGAGAUUCACAACUCUUAGAUGUUUGGAGGGAGCAGCUGGAUGGCUCAGUGGAUGGAGAGCCAGGCCUAGAGACGGGAGAUCCUAGGUUCAACUCUGACCUCAGACACUUCCCAGCUAUGUGACCCUGGGCAAGUCACUCAUCCUCCAUUGCUAGCCCUUUCCACUCUUCUGCCCUGGAACCCAUACACAGUAUUGACUCCAAGACAGAAAGUAUGGUUUAGAAAAGAAAGAAAAAGUCUGGAUAACCAGAUUACACUUCUGCUGAUUAUGGGACCUUUAUUUGCUCUUCCUUCACCCAGCAGUGGUCCUGAGAGCAAGGCCAUACAGUGUCUUCCUGCUUUGUAUCACCCUCAGGCAGCUGGGAUAAUAGAACCAUGGAAGGGCCAUUAAAAGCUCCACUCGCUGGUAGACACCAUUGCCAAUGACCCAUGGACUGGAUGAGUAGAUCAGCUUGCAUGGGCAACCUUCACCAGAGCCCCAAAGAGCUCUUUUCCCCUGACCCACCUGCCUGCCACACACACAUUUUCAGGGAAUGGAGACAAGGAACUGCAACUGCCUUUGGCAGCAACUGAUAUACCAAACCAGGAGUCCAGAGCUUGGCCUCAACCCUCCCCAGCUCUUAUUUCUAUAUGACCCUUGUGCUAGGCAUGGGUUUUAGAGUUUCAAAUAUAAGAACAAUGUAUUUUUAAAGGCACAAACGAGCCUUACAAAAACAGGCAGCAGGUGCCAUAGUUUGCCCUGUUCUAGACUUACCAUUGACUAGACUUCCCACUUCCCUCACUCCCAAACUGAGCCCAAGUGCAGGAUGGUUUCUUUUCUCAGCUGGUUAGGGAGAUGUGGACACCAACUUCCCAGAAUGCCGUUCUCCUUCCUCCGAUCAUCCCCAUCAGCUCCUAUUUUUACUUCUCAGAGAAGGAAGGAGACAAUUUUCUUAGGUCUCCGAACCCCCUUUAUUUUUCUCAGGUCCACCCAGGAGAAGACCUUCCCUAGCAAGGUCACAGGAUGGUUCUAGUAGAUUCCUCCUCCUCCUCCAAUCUGGAGCAGCUACAAUUAGAAUCCGAUGGGAAGGUCUGGUUUAGUUACACAGGGGGUGUCCACGGACAUCGUAGCAGAAACAGAAAUAUGAUUUUAAUUGCAAAAGGGAAGAUGGAUUAUCAUUUAAUGGGGAAUAAACACCCCAGACCAAGAGAAGGUGGGAAGGAGAUGGGGUAAGACUGUAAUGUAUCCAUACUACUUCUAGGUGAGCUUGAAAACCUAUGGUGAUGGAUCCUGCUAAUAAUAUGCCUCAGUCAGGCUGGCCACAGUCUCCUGGCUCACCUGUCACCAUGACAUCUACCAUCCAUUCUUCUGCUCCUGCUUUCAGCUCUACCAUCACAAAAUCAACAGUCUACAGAAGUACAGUAAGGCUAUUGCUAAGGCAUCCCACUGAGUGUGUUACCCAAAUGAUUGAUUUUUAGUAUCCAUGACAAUAAUGUGACUAUAAAAGACGUGAUCAAAGGAAUUCCCUAAAACCCAAAUAGGAAAGUGAGGAAGAUGAAUUGUGAAGAUCAGACUCUUUGAAGCCCUAGCUGACAGAAGCUUUGUCCAGCUUUGUCCCAGGAAGUUUCUAUAUACCCACCACUGGUUUAGUCAGCCUCCUUCAGGCAAAGCUCUCCUGAUUAUAAAUGGUUUGGUAACCCCAUCAAAUCCAGGUAUUCCAGGUUCACCAACUUGCCUAAUUACAAUGCUCUGCUGAUGAAUGAGGGGUAUUCAACUCAUCCAAAAGUCCUCUUCCCAUUUGAUCACUGUGAAUCUGCCCCAAACAACAAUCAAAUAUAAGGGCAGAGACCAGACCUCUGCACUUUCAGUUGCGAUACACAGUCAUCCCACACACUGUAGAGAGGGAAAUUACAGGAUGCCAGGAAUGAUGGACAGGGGCUUGAGAUCAGAAUCUUCAUGAGCCUGGUUGGGUCAGAAUUUAGGGUUAGAGAUCAUCUGUGGACAUUACCCCCUGGGAUUCCUGUUUCUGACUCACCAAGGACUCUUUGAGAGAUACUGAUCCCCUGUUGGACAUGCCUUUAGAUAACUUGGGUUUUAGUCUAUUGUAAGUCAGAUAUUGUUUAUUAGUGGGUAAAAGAAUUCAGAUUUCACCCUUUCCCAUUUCCCUUUCCUUCAUCCCUUCUAUGUUAAAUAAAUUAAAUAUUUAUAUUUUUUCCCUCUGUGUUACAUUCUUUCCCCGAUCCAAACUAUAUAUACAUUUAACACCACCUACCUUAUUCUUGCCCAAAAGACUAAAGGUUUGUGGAGCUACACACUUGUGUGCUUAUAACAAUCCUCUGAGCACUUGAGUUCCUUCUCCAAAUCUCGUACUUUGCACACAAUUUGUUAUUAUCUCAUAAACUCUGAGUUCUGUUAGAUUUAUUCAGAGAUCUGCCUCUUGGGCCAGAUUCCCUUCUAGGUGCCUGAUUCUCCUUCCAAUUUUUUCCUUCUGUUGAAGAUAUAACUAUGCCAAUCUAUCUCCAAUUUUAGGUUCAAUGGUGGGAAAGAAAUAAAGCACUUAUAAACUUAUAAGUUAUUAUAUAAUAAAAUCAAAUUGACUUUGCCCUUAAAAGAGCAAACAUGCAAUAAGGAUAGAAUUGUACUUAACUUCUCUAGAUACAUCCUCCUUCAUCUCCUUAUGGAAACUCAUCUGGUCAGCAGAUUAUCAAGAUUUGGCAUCUUGAGUGAUCUUAGGCACCUAGUAAGUCUGAGAGGCCCUGAUUCCAUGUGGCUACAACUUUUUAUCCCUCUGGUUGUCAAGGAGGAUGCAGCUAGAUGUCACAGUGGACAGAGUGCCCAACCUAGAGUCAAGAAGACUCUUCUUCCCAAGUUCAAAUCUGGCCUUAGACACUUACUAGCUGUGUGAUCCUGGGCAAGUUACUUAACUGUUUGCCUCAAUUUUAUCAUUUGUAAAAUGAACUGGCAAAGGAAACAGCAAACUACUCUAGAAUCUUUGCCAAGAAAACCUCAAAUGGGGCCAUUAAGCAUUGGACUGACUGAACGACUGAACAACAAGGUGACUGGGGAGCUGCAUCAGAGAAGAUGAAGGCAAGUAGGUUCUGGGAGCAGAUUUGUCUUCUCUUGGGAAAAACAUCUCUAAGAUGUAGAUGAGAAGAAAGAAGCUGGGUCAGGGCAACACUAAUUGUAUUACAUACCGCCCCCCCCCCCUUGGUGGAAAAGUCCUAAACAUCUUCUAAAACAGUUAUGCCAAACUCAAAUAAAAAUGGGAGCCACUAAAUCAUGUAUCAGGAGUCCUGAAGGAUGCAUAUUGACUUAGUUGUUGUUGUUGUUUUUUAAGGAAUAGUAUCUAUCUUUUAUUUUUAAAAUUUGUUUAGUAAAUAUUUCCCAAUCACUUGUUCAUCUGGUUUGGGCCACAAUCAAAAGUAUUAUAGUCUUUAGCUAUAUUGGCAAUGCAAUGAUCCAGGUCAAUUCUGAGGGAUUUAAGACAAAGAAUGUUCUCCACCUCCGGAGAAAAAACUGCUGGAAUCAGAAUGCAGAUGAAGGCAGAUGAUUUUUCAGUUGUUUAUUUGGAUUUAUGUUUGGGGGGUUUGGUUUUAUAAGAUUAUUCAUUUACAACAAUAAACAAUAUGGAAAUAUGUUUUGCAUGAUAAUACAUGUAUAACCAAAUCAAAUCACGUGCCUACACCAGGAUGGAGAAGGGAAGAGAAGGAGAUUAAUUUGAUCAUAUGACUUAGGAAAACCAGUACAGAAAUUUAUUACAUGUAAUUGGUAAAAAAAUAAAAAUUAAAAAUAGUUUGGUGCCAAAAAAAGCUUAAUUUCAGUGAUGUAUCAAGGCAAUUCAUAUUUUCAGAUACACUGUUCUAAUAAAUGUUUACUUGUUAUUCAAAA
Molecule: messenger RNA, 9848 nt
Organism: Monodelphis domestica (gray short-tailed opossum)
Lineage: Eukaryota; Metazoa; Chordata; Mammalia; Didelphimorphia; Didelphidae
Source: RefSeq, a predicted model, not a curated record